GAAGGCGAUGAGUCGAAGCCGUCGAGUCGUAAGUCAUCGACACAGACCACGACAACAGAUCCCACCAACAAAGAUAACCAACCAUUGAGUGCUGCCCGCCGUCAACUGCAACGACACAAACCGGUUGAGAGUCAGAGCAGUUCACAGAAUAUAAUAGUCACCAAUUCAUCCAUUGAUAUCACAAACACAUCCAAAGCUGAACCAAAUAGUGAGGCAAUUGAUGCCAACCCCGAUGUGGACGGCACGACACAUCUGCCCAUCUCUGGCAACGGAGAGUCCAAUUCCCAGUGCGUGUCUCCCGUCUCAUCCAAUGGUGGCGUCUAUACUAACGAAUUAUUAGAUUUGUUUUCAUUAAACAUUCACCGCAUAGACAAAGACGUCCAGAGAUGUGACCGAAACUUCUGGUACUUUACGAAUGAAAACCUGGAGAAACUUCGGAACGUAAUGUGUACUUAUGUUUGGGAACAUCUGGAUAUCGGUUAUGUACAGGGAAUGUGUGAUUUGGUGGCACCACUUCUGGUCAUCUAUAACGACGAGGUGUUGACCUACAGUUGCUUUUGUGAGCUAAUGAAGCGAAUGGUAGCCAACUUCCCACACGGCGGGGCAAUGGACGCACACUUUGCAAACAUGCGAUCUUUG
Oppiella nova is the source of this 639-nucleotide messenger RNA. The record is from the annotation of a GenBank genome assembly. NCBI's taxonomy places the organism in Eukaryota, Metazoa, Arthropoda, Arachnida, Sarcoptiformes, Oppiidae.